AUGGUUAGACGUCGUAGCGUCAAAAAGAAAUCAGCGACGAUUAAUUCGAUGCUGGACGAACAUGUGCUUGGCCUAAUCCUUGAGAAAAUCAAGGACAAAGAAGACAGAGACUCGUUCUCGGAGGUGUGCAAGAGUUGGUUAAGAGUGGAACGUGUGACACGAAGAUCACUUAGGGUUAGGCAACCAAUACCCCUGAAAGCAAUGACUGCAUUCCCAUACCUGGUCCAUUUCAAAUCAGGUGAGCUUACCACACGAAGGAAAAAGAGAAACAAAAGAGUAUGGGAGUAUCCGCAGACAGACACCCACCUGGAGGUCAUAGCCAAUAGGUGCCACGAACUCGAGACCUUCAAGGUAUCAUGUAGGAACUAUGAUCAUGAUCAUGCUCAUUUGGGGCCAAAAGGUCUACAUGCUUUGGCAUUUGGGUGUCCCAAACUAUCCACACUUGGAUUUUGUGGCAGUAAGGUGGUAGGGAAUCCUGGAGUUGAUGCGUUUUUUCACUCAGUACAAAACUUGAAGAAUUUGUAUCUGAUUGGUAAUGUUCUUAUCUCUGAUCGAGCACUUAGAGCAAUCGGAUCAUCUUCCAUUAGCACCUUGGAGUUGGUAUACUGUGAUAACAUUACUGAUGAGGGAUUGGGGUUUUUGGCAAAUGGUUCUACCUCUAAAACCCUCAAGAAACUGGUCCUCAAGGAUUGCCCUAAAAUCACUGAUAAAGGGGCCGAGCUAUUGCGCAACAUGUGUAGAUUGGAGCACCUGGCAUUGUGCUGUAAGGUGAGGAGUCGGUUCACUGAUACAGGUGGUGUGGCAAUUUCUGCAUUUCAGACCCUCAAGGAAUUGAGAUUGAGUCAUGUGGACGUGUCAGACCGCACCAUGGUUGCUCUUGCUGAGAAUUGCAGCAAAUUGGAAACACUUGAUGUAGAGUCUUAUUGGGUAACCGGAGCUGGCAUUCGUGCAUUUUCAGGUCAUAAAUGCUUGAAGCACCUUUCAGUAAUGUAUGGUUCAUCAGCCAAAUUCGAUAAAUCAGAUGUGGAACGCUUAGCUCUUGGAUGCCCAUCAUUGAAGUCUGUUAUAUUUGACAAGUCGUUAGAAGGGAGUUUUGAACCGAUGCUCGAGAACACUAGAAGAAUCAUAAAAUUCAAAAAUUUCUAUACUCUUCCCCCUUUCAUGACCACGGAUUGGUAG
Messenger RNA from Fragaria vesca subsp. vesca, 1179 nucleotides. RefSeq lists its product as uncharacterized. NCBI's taxonomy places the organism in Eukaryota, Viridiplantae, Streptophyta, Magnoliopsida, Rosales, Rosaceae. The record is from RefSeq and is a predicted model, not a curated record. The transcript has a single exon. Bases 1 to 1179 code for a protein of 392 amino acids.